AUGGAAAAGUCUGACGGAGCUGUUUGUGGCGGGGAUAGUGGAGGAGGUAUUAUUGGGCAAUUUGAAGAUGCCAGUUUUGACGGUGGAAAACGCUGGUUCCUUCUCGGCAUCAUUUCAUUCGGUAUUCCCUGUAUAGCAACACAUUUAGAAUAUGUUGAUCCUAUUGCUCAGGUUAGUCUGAUUUUAAAAGACACAAAGCUUCGGGCUAUUUAA
Meloidogyne enterolobii is the source of this 213-nucleotide messenger RNA. The record is from the annotation of a GenBank genome assembly. Lineage: Eukaryota; Metazoa; Nematoda; Chromadorea; Rhabditida; Meloidogynidae.